UUGAACUAUCAGUCCACCCCAACACGCGUUGAAACACAUUGUGCUGCUCGGCUGGUGGCUCCGCGUACGCUGUACACCAUCCCGAGCCCUCCUCCUCGAAACCUUUCACUCGGCGGUCGAAGCACAUCGACACCACACUUCAUUCAGCCACAGCUCGCAGCAGAACCACCACCGGGUCCAUCGUCUCGCAACGUCCCGACUGUCAUUUUGGCAUUGUUACUUGCGGGCCGUCAUCGAAUCUGUCUUUUUGCCAUGUCCGAUGAGGAUUCCCACUUCACUCACUGUCACUCCAUUCUGAAAGAGAUUCUGCAAGAUGACGAUGACGACGACCAGGUAGUCCUCAAGGAAUCCACCCAGAAGAGGGAACUCGCAGAAGGCGUCCAGGCGCUCCAGGACAAAGAAGUUGAACCGUCUUGCGAUCAAACCAGUGAUACGCCCAGCAUGAACCAACAAUGUUGCUGCGGCGUUAAAGACCGUGUAGAUUUUGAGAAUGGUGACUGCGUCCGCGAUGAUUUGACUGGCGUUUGCGUAUAUACUGGAGGAAGGUUUCCGUGCCUGCACAUCCGGUUGACCAACUUGGAAAGCCACCGGACUUACUUCGUCGCGCUAGACUUUACUCUCCUCGGUAACACCAGCCCCGGGGAACAGGCGUUGUUGGACUAUACUGAACCGUACUUCGUCCCACGUCCUAAUCACCUGGCGGGGUGGCACUGGAAUGGGAAUGCCUUGUACUUCAACCUCAACUCCAUUGCGAAUGGAGGUCUCCAAGAAAGCUAUAAAGUUGCACGUGGUGACACGUGCCUCCUGCCACAGGCGACGUUGAAGAUGGCCUGCGAGUACGAGCCAACGUUACGAGUCAUUCCAUGGAGUAGCGACGUCUGCAUAGACCCACUUCCCCUAAUGCGCUUCCGCCUAAAGCAUACGGCAUUCCUGGUCGUUUCACUGCACUGCGAGGCUCGCGAAAACAAAAACAACCUUGUUCGAGAGUUCCUUCUGGUGAGGACAUCGGAGAUGACCAGGGGUCCGUCCGAAUGCUGCCGCAGCCCUCCGAGCAGUAGUUCAGAACCGCCCUUCUCACCCAAAUUUAUGCAACCAUUCCUACAAAACUCUACCUGCAGCAACGACCGGCGCCGCGUGUUUACGCCAGCGGACCUGCCCCAAUUGCGACAGCCGGCGCGCCAAGCCGACGCCAUGCCGCCAAAUUCGACUGCCUUGCGCUUUCCUACAGCUAGGGUACCCUGCAAGGAGAACCAGGCAAAUAUUGUCAAGGCACCUCAGAAUCACCAUCCUCUCAAGUCCGGUAUCUGGCAACACACUCCCUGGUCCAAUGGAACCAACGGCCACAGCACUGUGUCCAGUAACGGACAGACAGAAGCGCCCGCGCUCACUGCGUUUUUUAGGAGCCUUCAAAACUGCGCGCCACCCAGAUUCGUGACCGACCAGAAACCCAAAGUGGUCCUUCCAAAGGAAUCCAGACCCACGUUGCCACCAUUUAGUCGCCAUCAACAGCAGAACCUUGCUCAAGAAUGGCAACAGAGAGGCGCCAACCUUAUUCCGAGAUCUGCUUACGACAUAUUCCUCAAUGGCUACUUGCAGUGGGUUGCCAUGACACGAAGCAACUUAAGCCUCAGGCAGCUGGAAGCCGAGCAACAGGCCAAGACUGAGAGUGAACCGUCGCUUCCGUCACCCUCGGGGAGUCCGGAGGCUCCCGAACAGACAGACAAUGCCAAGACUGCAUUUUCGUAUCACUGUGGCACGUACUAUUACACGCCUUAUUGGAACACAGCCGCCCAGUCCGUCCAGUUCACUUGAGGUUCAGAUACUCUCGCCUGGUGACAUGUUAAUAUAAAUGAAGCUCUGUGUUAGUGCUAGAGCUCACUCCUAUAACGAAGGUUAACUUCCACUUGGGAGUCUGUUUCUUUAUUCUUGUUUACUUCUUGCUUUGCUUUUUGUAACGACGUGACAAUAUAGUAACAUGUAGUAAUAACGACGUUGUUGACAGUCUGUCUUUUAAGUGCAAGUCGUCCAUUGUUUCUGUUCCAUGAGAUUUGUAAGGAAUAAAUUUUAUAUGCAUGGC
Molecule: messenger RNA, 2077 nt
Organism: Ornithodoros turicata
Lineage: Eukaryota; Metazoa; Arthropoda; Arachnida; Ixodida; Argasidae
Exons: 7
Coding region: 253-1812 (519 amino acids)
Biological process (GO): regulation of DNA-templated transcription
Molecular function (GO): DNA-binding transcription factor activity
Source: RefSeq, a predicted model, not a curated record